AAAAUGGAGAUGCAACAUAGAAGCAACAUGAUAUAGUGAGGGAAGGAGGGGGAGAGUUUUUUGAUGUGUGUAAGUGAUCCAACCAUAGUAGCAUAGAUACUGCAGGGUAAGGUUACAGAUCCACCCACAGGAUCUGCACGUUUUGCGGUCGGGAUGAGAUGGGUACGUGGGCGUAUGUUUGAUAAAGGUUGAUCUCCUUCAGUCACUGUGUAGUUUUUGGAAAGAAAGAAAUACUAUAGCUAGUGUACUAUUUGUUUAAAGGCCAACUAAUGGAGGAUCUGCAGCCAGAAGAUGACUCUAAUCUGAAAGGGAAUUUAGUAACCCGCCGCAUCAUUACCAGAGCUACAACCUGCCCUACCAGAGUUACAACCUGCCCCGCCAUUCUGGACUCGGAAGAUGAGAGCUAUUGUAGCGAGGAGGAACAUGAUGAUAGUCGCAAAAUGGAGGACGAGAUGCUCAUGAGCAUGAAAAUGGGAAUAGAAAGAGAGCUGGCAGAGGACGAGGACCGGCACCACAGGAGGAUCAGUCUUCAUCACAGCCACUCUCCCUCCUCCUCUUCCUCCACCUUUGUACCACAGGUGACUAUUUAUAAACAGGGACAUCUAUUAAGACAAACAAAAACUUUAGGAAGGUUGGUGAAGCGUUAUUGCUCAGUUGAGAAUCACAAGAUGUUUAUGACAAAGAAGAAAGAAGACAAACUAAGAGAGGAAGUGUUACUAAAGGAUGCUACGCUAGUUGAGAACAGCACACAGAAUGUUAACAACAGUUUCACUAUAAUGACGCCACAUCAGAAUGUUAUAUUAGUAGCCAACAGUCGUAAAGAAAUGGAGGAAUGGCUCACUGCAAUCAAGCAAUCGGUUCAAAGGGCAAACAAUGCAGAGAUACUUGAUAGUUUUCAUCAUCUCGAUGGUCAGCACAGCUGGUUCUCCUGCUCUCACCCUCGCCCUGUCUAUUGUAAUGUUUGUGGUGAGGCUCUCGGUCGCGUUACAUUCAAAGGUCUCUCGUGUGAAGUGUGCAAGUUCAAGUGUCACAGACAUUGUGUCUUUUCUGUCAAUCAAAAGUGCAAGUGGGCAACUAGGACUAAUCUUGAGUCUGACGGUGUGAAAGUAUCUCAAGAUCUUUCUUUCCCUCAUCAAUGGAUGGAGGGUAACCUUCCCUCUGGCUCUAAGUGUUCGGUGUGCAAGAGGGCCUGUGGAAGUUUGAUAAGAUUACAGGAUUUCCGUUGUCUUUGGUGUAAAGGAACUGUGCAUGCUGAUUGCAAAGACUCCGUUACAACUCCCUGUACACUCGGCUCGCUGAAUCUCUCCACUCUCCCUCCAUCAGCCAUACAACAGUCCAAUGACAUUGUAAAAGGAAUGUGGGAGCCUUUGAAACUCCCAUCACAUGAUCCGGUUUUGGCUUUUGUCAAUUCUAAGAGCGGCGACAAUAAGGGUGUUAGAUUCUUGAGGCGACUCAAGUAUUGGUUGAAUCCAUUGCAAGUUUUUGAUUUGGCUAUAUCAGGACCAGAAUCAGGUCUCCUAUUAUUUCAAAGAUUCAAUAAGUUUCGUGUUCUUGUUUUCGGCGGUGACGGUAGCAUUGGCUGGGUGCUAUCAACCAUUGACAAACUGCACUUGCACUCAAAAUGUAUGGUAGGUGUGGUUCCAUUGGGGACAGGUAACGAUUUAGCGAGAGUGUUAGGUUGGGGUGGACAAUGUUCAGAUGAAGAGAAGAUACCGACGCUAUUGAAUGAAAUGGAGUGUUCAUCUUACAGGCUAUUAGACCGAUGGAGUGUUUGGUUCACUACUGAUACUAGUGUUGAUGCUCAUGAUUUGGUUAAGAAUUUCCAGAGAAGCAGAUCAGUCGGCAGUGUUGAUAGUAAAUCUCAAAUAUUAGUAUCUCCUGACGACCCCUCAAGGUCUUUCUCCUCUCCGUCUCAUCCCGCUUGCUCACCUAGCACUCCGCCUACACUUGACCACACCCAUUUGAAUACCCUCACCGUUCCAUUAGAUACGAUAUCAACAGUCUCGUCUGGUUCCUCUCAGUAUCACAGCGCUCACUCAAGAACCUCGUCCAUUGGCACUGCUCCAGCAGACGAACCCAGUGACGAUGGUGGAGAGAGUAAGGAGGAAAAGGUUGAGGAAGAAGGAGAGACUCUUCAUAUAGUACCUGAUGAUACGGCUUUGACUCGUAAAUCUCGUAGUCCUCCAAAAACCCUUGCACUGUCUAGUUCGCCUAAAAUUCGUCUAAAGGAUACGUGUAGUACGUUGCAGUCGUCUGUGAUGUCGCACAUAUCGACAGUGUUGCUCUCAGAGAAUGAGACUGAUGUUAUUAGUUCUGCUCAGGUUUUGUGUGAGUUGGUGAGUCAGUUUGUGCUAUCACUGCAAGGACAGCAGAAAGUGAACCUCAGUGAAGACGAGUUUACCAAUGAUCCACUCAUGCAAAAGUGCUCAGUGUUAAACGAUAAGUUAAGGAAGCUGAUAUUGACUCUCAAUAAUGAUGUGGGUACCCCUAAUAAUGAGGAAAGGACCAACUCUAACGCACAACCAAAGACAAAAGUAUUUCAGUCACGUGAUUGUCUCAUGGCUAGAGCCAACAGUUUAAAGAAAGCAGUUCAAAAUGUCAUAGAUAUGACAGAGAAAGUUGUUGAUACACAGCAAGAGGUCAUUACUGACUUGACUCCUCCUCAAAUAAUCUGUCAACCUUCUCCUAGUGCAAGAGCUAGCGAAGAAACAGAACAUUUCUUUUCGGAUAUGAAAGAGCUCUAUUGUAUGAAUAAUUAUUUUGGGAUUGGAUUUGAUGCAAAGAUAGCUUACGAGUUUCACACUAGACGUGAAGAAAAUCCUGGACAAUUCAAGAAUCGCACUAAAAAUAAGAUAUUGUAUGGAUAUUUAGGAGGUAGAGAAUUCUUUACUAACACACAAAAGAACUUGGAGAGGAAAUUGAAACUUGAGUGCGAUGGGAAAGAAAUUCAAUUGCCUCAAAGACUUCAAGGGCUCGUGUUUCUUAACAUACCGAGUUAUAUGUCUGGUACUAACUUCUGGGGUACCGAGAGAGAGAAGGAAGGUUUCUCUGCUCCGUCAAUCGACGAUAAGUUACUUGAGGUUGCCGGAGUGACUGGUUUUAUGCACGUGGCAACAGCGAAAGUCCUUGGUAUUCAAAACCAGCGGUUGGCUCAGUGUCGGACGGCAAAAGUGACGCUACAUACACAAGUAAUGGUCCAGGUGGAUGGGGAGGCGUGGUCUCAGGACCCUGGUGUCAUAUUAAUCAGCCACAAAAAUAGAGCAAAGAUGAUCGUGAAAGAUAAAGCGUUUGUUCAAAGUUUAGAGUCUUGGUCUCAAAGGCAGCCGGUUGGAGGAGGAGGAGGAGGCCCAGAACUUCCAUUGACUUCUCCAUCAGUCAUUAAUCUUCAGGAAGCACUCACGACUGAUGAGAUCAAGAAAUAUCAGGAAAUAAAUGCAACAGUCCGCCCACUCAUUGACUGUCUUCAGGCAGAGUCAGAGCAUAAUGCUGACUUUCAUUUUGAUAUUGCUUCACAUAUUGCAGCUGCUACUGUGUGUCUUGAUAGAGUCUUCCCUUCACUUGAUGUUGUGUCUGAUACUGCUGAUUUAGAGCAUUUGCAAGAUGUUGAGAGAACAGUGAAGUCCCUCCUUCAGGAGACACUGUGGUUCCUCAACAUGGAGAAGAUAUCGAUAGAGAAAGAAGAAGAGAUCAGACAACUAGUCAAAGUAGUUGAAGUCCAAGUAAAGCGAGUCAUGAUACCUCACCCACUGUUACAGAGAACCUCUAGGAGAGCUUCGGACUCGGUCCUAGUACACAGAACUGUCCAUCAUGAUCCUCAUGCCCGGUCACCGGUACUAACAUCACAUAGGGAGAGAUCCGGUCAUCUUGUCAAUGCUGAAAUGAUAUCUGCUAGCAAUAGAGUUAUUGAGAAUAUAGGAAAAGAUGUCCCAGACUGGACUAUUGAUGAUGUUUGUCACUGGUUGGAUGGCAUUGGUUUCAGUGAGUGCAUUACUGCUACAUGCUCCAUUGGAUGUGAUGGAAAACAACUCCUGUCUAUGAAAACUGAAGACAUGCAUGCUCUUGGUAUUGAUAAAAUUAGUGUUCAAACUAAAAUGCGUCAGGCACUUCAAACUCUAAGAUCUCCCAAGAAUUCUCUAAGCGAGAGACGACUAACGAAAUAACUGUACAUAUUGACAGCUGCUAUACUGUCCUUGUGUCUGAGGGUGUGUGUGUGUGUGAUUGUGUACUGCUACUUCUUUUAAUAAUCUUAAACAUCA
Molecule: messenger RNA, 4256 nt
Organism: Amphimedon queenslandica
Lineage: Eukaryota; Metazoa; Porifera; Demospongiae; Haplosclerida; Niphatidae
Product: diacylglycerol kinase eta-like
Exons: 28
Coding region: 270-4160 (1296 amino acids)
Biological process (GO): phospholipase C-activating G protein-coupled receptor signaling pathway
Cellular component (GO): plasma membrane
Molecular function (GO): ATP-dependent diacylglycerol kinase activity; protein binding
Source: RefSeq, a predicted model, not a curated record